Phacochoerus africanus (Common warthog) is the source of this 2604-nucleotide messenger RNA. It is a transcript of the gene AP4S1, whose product is annotated as adaptor related protein complex 4 subunit sigma 1. The transcript has 6 exons. Gene Ontology annotation, biological process: vesicle-mediated transport; protein transport. Gene Ontology annotation, cellular component: intracellular membrane-bounded organelle. NCBI's taxonomy places the organism in Eukaryota, Metazoa, Chordata, Mammalia, Artiodactyla, Suidae. Bases 520 to 954 code for a protein of 144 amino acids. The record is from RefSeq and is a predicted model, not a curated record.
CACAGGUCAGCCGCAAUCCAUUGUGCUCGGUGGCAGCUCUGGAAAGAAGCCUGGCUGUCAACUAGUAAGAGCUACCAACUCCGGGGGAGGGGGCCAGGCAAGUCAACUCGAAAAGAGGGGUGGUUCGGGAAAAGGUGGUAAAAUGCCCAUGCCAGUCCUUCUCCUCGGGUUCUCCAUUUCACGAGGUACAAACGAGAGCAAGUUCAGUGCCCAGCAGCCCCACGCCAGGAACUUUCCCACAGAGAGGAACUCAGCCCCAAGACCCGGAGGCCCGGGCAGGCGGCCUCCGAAGGAGCCCCCGCGGACGCCAUACUAAAAGCCAAAAUGGCUGCCCCAAGGAAGCCCGCACCGCACAGCUAGAGAGGGCUGGGUAACAAGCUUGUGCGGUAAAGGGGGAGGGGGACUCUAGGAAGAGCCGUCGCCAGGACCAUCACCCAUCCAGCCGCGCAGGUUCUGGUUACAGCUACCCCUUGCUAUAACUUUUGAACUAUAUUUGGAAAAAUACUGGUCAUAAAAAAAAUGAUAAAAUUUUUCCUCAUGGUGAAUAAACAAGGGCAGACCCGACUUUCUAAGUACUAUGAACAUGUGGAGAUUAAUAAGCGCACGCUUCUGGAAACAGAAGUCAUAAAGAGUUGUCUCUCUCGAUCCAGUGAACAAUGCUCUUUCAUCGAAUAUAAGGAUUUUAAGCUGAUAUAUCGGCAGUAUGCAGCUCUCUUCAUUGUGGUUGGAGUUAAUGACACUGAGAAUGAGAUGGCAAUUUAUGAAUUCAUCCAUAACUUUGUGGAAGUUUUAGACGAGUACUUCAGCCGAGUGAGUGAAUUAGAUAUAAUGUUUAAUUUGGAUAAAGUACACAUCAUUUUGGAUGAGAUGGUGUUAAACGGCUGCAUUGUGGAAACAAAUCGGGCAAGAAUUCUUGCCCCUCUACUAAUUCUUGAUAAGAUGUCAGAAAGCUGAAAAUGGAAAGGCUGUGUCAGACAACAUCGACUUAUAGGAAAUGAGAACACCAUGGAAUACCCCUGAACAUGGACAGCCCAAAAGAAUCUGGAAGACCGUACAUUGCAAAAUGGGCUAUCCUCCUAAAGACAUUUUACCUUUUUUUUUUUUUAAGGGCUGUACCCACAGCAUAUGGAGGUUCCCAGGCUAGGGGCUGAAUCAGAGCUAUAGCUGCCAGCCUAUCCCACAGCCACAGCAACACAGGACCCAAGCUGUGUCCCUGACCUACACCAUAGCUCACGCCAACACUGGAUCCUUAACACACCGAGUGAAGCCAGGGAUUGAACCUGCGUCUUCAUGGAUGCUAGUCAGAUUUGUUUGCACUGAGCCACAACAGGAACUCCCCAAGGACAUUUUAAACAUGUGUUGUCCACCAUUCCUAAAAGGAAAACGAAACACAUUUUAAAAUAUGAUGUACAAAGAAAAAUUUUCCCUAAACAGAGAGACAAGUUUCAUUUUCUAACCAUAAGCAUUUUUUUUUUCUCACUUGUUUAAAUUUUGUGGAGUACUAAGGGACCCUUUUUUUGGUCUCUGCUUCCUUUUGCAAAUUAGACUCAGGAAUAGAAGCAUGGGUUGGGAAGAAAGUGUGGCAGCUAUCAGCCCAGCCAGUAAACUUUUUAAACUGAUUUAAACACACACAGCACUUUGAAUGACAUUAUUUUCUGAAUGCUAUAUUUUUCCUUUAGAAAUCUUAAAAAGUCAAAAGUUCACUCCAUUCAUGUACCUGAUGAAAAUUGCAGAAUUAAAUUUUAUUUGCCAGCAUAUAAAAGCCUGAUAUCCAUUUUAUGGGUACUUGGCAAAUACAAUGUUAUCAUGCAGUUAACUCUAUAGAGAACAUUACUACCUAAUAAUGAAUGGUUAAGCAUUAAAAACAGCUCUUACAACUAUCCUAUAUGCCUUAUUGUAAAGAGUUUGUCUUAUUAUUAAACUUACUUGUAAAUGAAAUUUACUUUAGUUCAAAGUUUAAAAACAGAAUGCAAGAAAAUAUCUCUGUUCAGGUUGCCUUGAAAUGAAUGUCUCUCCCUCCCUUUUACUCCUUCAACCCCUUCUCCUGGAAUGUCCUUUUCUUUUUGGUGGCAUGUGGAAGAGUGUGAACCUGCGCCACAACAGUGACCCAAGCCACUGCAGUGACAACGCCGGAUUCUUAACCCACCACACUGCAAGAGAACUGGAAAUGUCUUGAAGCAAAGAAAACCUCUAAGGCACUAUGGAAGAGCAAUACCCUGAUGCUUCCAAACCUUUUCACAUAUAUGCUUUUGCUGCUCAGUCAACAAAAGAUACCGAACUGUCUUAGGUAAAAACAUGUUUAUGUGCAUGUACAGGUAGGAGGGCAGGUGCAGUGGAGGAAAGAGAAAUACAGUCUUGGUACAGGAGGAUAUUGUACCAUUCAACGGAACUGCAAGAGUUCUUUCACUUGCAACACUCUUAUCCUCCAAAAGAGGAUAUAAAAGGACAUUCUGGGUACUGAUAAUUGAUUUAGUACUGUUUUGACUUUUCUCUCUCUCUCAUGUGUGUAGGUGUGGGUAUGGGUGUGGUGUGGUAUAAAUGGGGGGAUUUUGUUUAAAUUCUUUAUGUGUUUCUAAAAAAUAUACUUACAUAUUUCAAAGUUCA